Messenger RNA from Adineta ricciae, 2181 nucleotides. Lineage: Eukaryota; Metazoa; Rotifera; Eurotatoria; Adinetida; Adinetidae. The record is from the annotation of a GenBank genome assembly.
AUGGCAAAUGAAGAACAGGACAAUACACAUAUGAGAGAACAGACAACAGCCACCUUCCAACAAACAAAUCUACGUAGUCGCAUCAACAUUCAACAGGCGCAAGAUAUUGUUAUAGUCUGGCUAAAUACAUGCAUUGAUACCACCAGUCCAGACUAUCAGAUUGCAAUCGCACAACUUCAGAAUAUUGUCGAUGAAGUUUACACAUUCACUGACAAUGAUCAAUGCAUUGACUUCAUUCUCAACAAUGACAAGCAGACGAAAAUAUGUCUCAUCAUCUCAGAAUUGCUUGGACCACAUCUUGUGCCGUGUAUACAUGAGAUAUCGCAUAUUGACUCGAUCCUUGUCUUCUGUGACAAUCCAAAUGGACAUGAACAAUGGGCAAAAAAACGAUUCAAAGUGAAAGGUAUUUUUACCGAAAUGACUCAUAUUUGUGAACACAUAAAACACAUCAUUCGUCGAUACGAACUCAAUAUCAUUCCCAUGAGCUUUGUGGCAUAUGGCAAAAGAUUAGAUCGACUCGAUCCAUCAUUUAUGUAUACUCAAAUCAUUAAAGAAAUCCUGUUGACCAUCAGAUUUGAAGAUAAACACAUAAAAGAAUUUGUUGAUUAUUAUUGUAAUAAGUUUGCUGAGAAUGAAAUCGAUCGAAAGAAAGUGAAACAAUUGGAAUAUGAAUAUCAUAAGCACACUCCUAUUUGGUGGUAUACGAGUGAGGGAUUUCCUUAUAGUGUGCUGAACCGUGCAUUGCGGCUGGUGGGUGGUGAAGUGAUUACAUUAAUGGGCUUUUUCAUCAAAGAUCUUCAUCGACACAUUGAAGAACUGCACAGGGAACAGUUUCUUGAUACUUCGAUUGCUGCAUGUCUCACAGUUUAUCGAGGUCAAUAUUUGGCGACCAAAGACUUUGAUGAACUGGUGGCAUCCAGAGGUGGACUAAUGUCAUUCAAUAAUUUCUUGUCAACCAGUCAAAAUCGCCAUGCUUAUCUACUAUUCACUCCAACAAAUAGGAUAAACCGUAGCGUUGUUAGUGUUCUAUUUGUGAUGACAGCAGAUUCGAAACAAUUAACAACACCAUUUGCUUCGGUUCGACAUGUCAGUCAGUAUCCCGAAGAAGAAGAGGUGCUGUUUUCGAUGCAUAGCAUCUUCCGCAUAAACGGUAUCAAGCCAAUGGUAGAAAAUGAAGAAAUGUAUGAAGUGGAGUUAUCGUUGACUAACGACAAUGAUGAAGAAUUGUGUGCACUCACAGAUCAGAUUCGAAAAGAGAGUAUUCCAGACGCAGAAGGAUGGAUGCGAUUGAGUAUCAUGCUUUCGAGCAUAGCACAAUCAGAUAUGGCUGAACGAAUCUGUCGAAAUCUGAUGAAUGAAAACAUGUACGAAGCCGAUGCGAAAGAUAUUUACAAUCAACUGGGAUCGAUCAAAUACCAGCAAGGACAAUAUGAAGAGGCCACAAAGUUAUAUAAGAAAUCACUUGAACUUCGAAUGAAAUCACUUCCUUCCAAUCAUCCUGACGUCGCAUCGUCGUACAACAACAUUGGCUUAGUGUAUUCUGCCAUGGGCGACUAUCCAAAAGCACUUUCAUCGUACGAACAAGUUCGCAAUAUUCAAAUGCAAUCACUUCCUCUCAAUCAUCCAGAUUUAGCUAUAUCCUACAACAACAUUGGUAAUGUUUAUUCCGACACGAAUGAUUAUGCAAAAGCGCUCUCAUUCCAUGAACAAGCUCUAAAAAUUCGACAAGAGUCACUGUCUUCCAACCAUCCUCAUGUAGCAUCAUCCUAUAACAACAUUGGCAAUGCGUAUUUCGACAUGCGCGAUUAUCCAAAAGCACUGGCAUCACAAGAACAGGCUCUCAAAAUUCGAAUGCAAUCACUUCCUCCGAAUCAUCCUGAUAUUGCUUCCUCGUACAACAAUAUUGGCAACAUCCAUUUCGCCAUGAACGACUAUCCAAAAGCACUUGCAUCAUAUGAGCAAGCUCUUAAAAUUCGGCAACAAUCACUUUCUUCCAACCAUCCUGAUGUGGCUCUAUCGUACAACAACAUCGGUAAUGUGUAUUUGCAGAUGAACGAUUAUUCGAGCGCUUCGAUGUUCUAUAACCACGCGCUCAGUAUUGGGCAACAAUGUUUACCUUUGACUCAUCCUCAUCUUCAACUGUAUAAAACAAAUGUGGAAGCUGUACAAAACAAAUUCUAA